GUGGCUGUUUCCCGCGCGUUCUUCCCUGUUUCUCUCCGGGUCUCUCUCUUGGCAAGUGGUCCGCGGGCGAAGACUUCCAGAAGCGGCCUCGGAAAACCGGCUCGGGCGGGGCGGGAAGGCGCAGGCAGCCGGUGUCACCGACAAGCUCAGACACCCUCCCUGCCUGGCCGCGCCUCUGCGACCAGGUGACCCAAUGAAGGAAGAAAAUGAAAGGCAUUAAGAAAAGUCUUACAGAAGAACAUCUAUAUUUGGACUUUUCUCACCAAAUAGAAGGAUGCAUCUUUCCCCUUCACACAUCUGUAACUUUAUUUUUGUUAUCAUACUGUGAUUGCAAAAUCUUUAAAGUUUGCUUAGUCCUCACCAGAGAAAGCACAGAUAUUUCACUAAAAAAUGUACUGUCCCAGCAUGUCGAAGUACAGAUUAUUUCAAGACAAGAGCUUCCACCAAUAGUCCAGAAUUGCUGUUUACCUGCAGUAGUCGAAAGACCAGAAACUUUUUGUAGAGCAGGACUUGCUGUUGUACUGAGACACAUAAUCCAGAAAUCAUAUGAAACAGACCCCUCAAAGAAGGAAAUUUUAGAACUUCUGGGUUUUAAGAAGACUUGCUUGAAAGCCUGUGCUGAAGUUAGUCAGUGGACCAGACUAUGCGAAAUCACCAUCCCUUUAGCUAUUGAGAAUUUUCUCAGAGAAUCUUCUGACCAGCACCCAGCUAUCCCUGCAGAAAUACUGCAGCUGGAGAAAAAGCUUAGUGAACCUGUGAGAGUACAUAAUGAUGACAAACUCCGGCGGCAGAAGCUGAAGCAACAGAAGGCUGCAGGGCUUGGGCCUUACCUUGCUGAGGAAAAAAUGAAGAGUGAGGUCCACAGACAAGAAACAUCUGAAGAAUUGGACCUCUCAUCCCUGAACCUGGAACUGAAAGUUGCAGUCCCCAAGCUGGCAGUACAUGAAGAACCAGCCACUACCAACAGGGAGCCUUCUCACAUCAGAAAAGCAAAGGCCUCUGACCUUCCACCUCUAGAACAUGUGUUUGCAGAAGGCCUGUACUUCACUUUGGCAGAUAUUGUGCUCUUGCCCUGUGUCCAUCAUUUUUUGGUAAUUAUCUGCAAGAAACUUUCUGAAAAGCUGAUAGAAUUUCCACUGCUGGCUGCUUGGUACCAGAGGAUGCAAGAAGUGCCAAGAGUACAAACAGCAGCAGCUCAGUGUGGUAUCCAAUUUCUCCAUUUACCAGAGUUGCUGACCACCUCAAAUGAACAGCAUCCAAACUUACGUGAGGCCCCAGGUGUAGAGGAGCAAAACGAUCCUUUGUUUAUAGGAGGACCAAGACCCACUAUGACCAAGUUAAUGGAAAAAGGCAUUGAAGUGAUGUUUUCUCCUCACCCUUGCCCUUCUUGGACCCUUGACUGGAAUAAUCUUCCUGCAGCAGUGAGCCCCAAAGAAGGUGAGUUUGGUUUUUUUUCCUCCUUUAAAUUUUAUUUGUAAUCUGGGUACCCCAUUCAGAUCUGUCUUCCAAAUCUCUAAUUCUCUCUUUGGCUAUAUUUAAUACUCUGAUAAUACUACUCAUUGAGUUUUCAUUGUAUUUUUAUUAGAAAAAUUUCAAAUAUACACAUUGCCUACAUUUAACAUUUCCUACAUUUGCUGCAUUUAUUCCUUUUUUUUCUUUGCUGAAUAUUUCGAAGGAAAUUCCAGGUAAUAUGUCACACUGUAGUACCCAUAUCUAAAGAGUAUUGACAUCUUAAAUUAUCACCAUGUUAUUAUCACACCACAGAAUUAAAAUUCCUUGCUCCUGUAAUGCCCAGUCCAUAAUCAUCUUCUGCUAUUUGUUUUUUUCUGUUGACUUCACUCCUGGUUUCUUAUUUCACUGUUAGUUUUGUUAUUUUAGAUUGUGAAUUCAUUUUUUUGGCUACCUAAAUCUGUAGGAAUCUUGUGGAGCUAGGUUAGGAAUAAAUUACCAUAGAAAGGACUUAUAUUUAUUUAUGCCAGGCAUCUCAAGUUACUAGAACUUAAGACUACUUAGCAUUAUUUUUUCAGUUUGAGAUUUCUUCAGCCUUUUCUAUCAGGAGCUGAGGUUUAAGCAGACAUGUUACUUUUUAUCAUCUUACUUGACUGUUGAGUAGGACUUUUUUUUUUAGUGAUUAUUUUCUUAAGAAAUAUAACUUUUCAAGUUUCUGCUUUUAUGUAGUGAUAUUAGUUCCCACUCCCUACCAUUAUAGGAAUCACAGACUAGCCUCUUUGUCUUUCUGUUAAAGCCUAGAUCCCUAUUAUUAGCAAAUAACUUCCUAGCAUCAGUGGUGUCAGUUUAAGAUUACUACACUGCUUUUUCACUCCUUUUUAAGGCUACAUGGAUCUCCUUUACUCUCAGAAAUCUGUUAGACAUAUAAAAGGAUGAUUGUUGAAUUUUAAAUACUAUUUUAGGCAUUUUUAGAUGGAGAACUCUUUUAAAGCUCAAUGUACUAUUUAUUUAAUUGUCCACCUAUUCUUUA
Molecule: messenger RNA, 2479 nt
Organism: Manis javanica (Malayan pangolin)
Lineage: Eukaryota; Metazoa; Chordata; Mammalia; Pholidota; Manidae
Gene: GSTCD
Product: glutathione S-transferase C-terminal domain containing
Cellular component (GO): cytoplasm
Source: RefSeq, a predicted model, not a curated record